Molecule: messenger RNA, 723 nt
Organism: Thalassophryne amazonica
Lineage: Eukaryota; Metazoa; Chordata; Actinopteri; Batrachoidiformes; Batrachoididae
Product: protein OSCP1-like
Exons: 3
Coding region: 1-594 (197 amino acids)
Biological process (GO): transport
Cellular component (GO): plasma membrane; cytoplasm
Source: RefSeq, a predicted model, not a curated record
AUGAAUGACAUCAUUGGUACCAUGUUUAGCAAAGCCUUUAUGGAUGAACUCCUCAAACCUCAGCAUAUGUACUCUCACCGCACCCUGAAAACGGUGCUGGCUCGGUUAGCCCACAGCUCCAUCAUGAGGCUGAACCCGGCCAGUAUAGACAGGCUUUAUGAGCUGGUUAUCAUGGCUUUCAAAUAUCAAGUCUUCCUCUGUCCGCGUCCAAAAGAUUUGCUGCUCAUCUCCUACAACCACAUCGACGCCAUCAGGGAGUUGGUCCAAGACACCCCAGUGGUCCAGAACCAAGUGGAUGAGACACAUCGAAAGAUUAUUGAGGUUUACUCGUCUUUAUCAGAAGGUGACUUCCAGCAUCUCAGACAAACGCUGCUCAUAUUUUUUCAAGACAUGCAUGUCCGUGUGAGUCCUCUGCUUUUUCACAGAAAGAAAUGUAUCCAAGUAAAGUAUUUCUCAUUCACCAAUUCUAUUUUUGUUUUCACUCAGGUGUCUUUUUUCCAAAAGACCCAAGCACAGAAUCCCAACGGACGUUUUACACUUUCGACGUCAGGCCCAGUGCCUCAUGGAACAGAUGUUCCAGGGAUAAUCAGGUGAAUAAGCAACAACUGCACAGGGCCAGUGAAUGUGCAAAGCAGUCUACUGAUCCUAAAGGCGACUGUUUUGCUUAUGUAGCAGCCCAAAGAAAACCUACCACCUACUGAACACUGUCACUUGGUGGGUGGU